AUGGGGGAUAACUCAGUGCUGAUUGACACCUUGCUGCAACGUCUGUCAUCUGCCUUCAAGAUAAGGGACUUGAGGACGCCAGGAUUCUUCCUCGGUAUUGAGACAUUAGCGGUUCAUGGAGGUUUGGUUCUGUCUCAACGUCGCUACAUUGGUGACUUAUUAAAGCGGGCCGGAAUGACUGACUGUAAACCUCUUGCCACUCCCGCAUCCGUGACGCAGUAUAGACGCUUGGCCGGGGCACUCCAGUAUUUGACUAUAACACGUCCGGACUUAUCUUAUUCGGUGAAUCAUUUAUGUCAGUUUAUGCAUGCUCCUACGACUGAACAUUGGGGUCUUUUAAAACGGGUUUUAAGGUAUGUUAAAGGCACGAUGGACUACGGACUACACAUGACCCCGUCACUAUCAAAUGAUAUUCACGCCUUCUUCGACUCUGAUUGGGCGGGGUGUCCUAUUGAUCACAAGUCCACAAGCGGAAUGCUGUCUUUCUCGACUCCAACCUGGUUUCGUGGGUAUCGCGCAAGCAGCGCACUAUGGCCCGUUCCUCAACUGAAGUUGAAUAUAAAGGUCUGGCCGACGUAUCUGCUGAGGUUACCUAAGUCAUUUCGUUAUUAA
Messenger RNA from Ipomoea triloba (trilobed morning glory), 612 nucleotides. RefSeq lists its product as uncharacterized. The record is from RefSeq and is a predicted model, not a curated record. The transcript has a single exon. Bases 1 to 612 code for a protein of 203 amino acids. Lineage: Eukaryota; Viridiplantae; Streptophyta; Magnoliopsida; Solanales; Convolvulaceae.